AUGUGUUCAAAUAAACGUAAAUCAUAUCCUCCAACAAAAUCUAAUCUUCAUUUAUUCUUUGGGCCAAGUAAAGUAAAAAAACAGAAACAACAACAUGAUCAAUCAUUAUUUAUAUAUCCAUUCAUUGAUCCUUAUCCAUCAGCACCAUUUAUUCUUCAAACAAAUAUAAAAGAACGUCGACUAAUCAAUGAUAAACUUGAUUUAGAUCUGAUUUAUAUAACAUCAUUUAUUCCAUCACCGUGUGAUAUGUCUUUAUAUACAUUUCUUCUUAAUACUUUACCAUGGUAUCGUGUAGAAUAUUCUAAACAAACAGAUCGAUUAGUUCAAAUAAUAACACCACGUUAUACAACUGUAUUCGGUAUUGAUGAUACUCAGCAAUCAAAAGAUAAAUAUAAUCGUCAACCACGAGAAAUUCCACCUAUACUUAAUGAACUUAAAGAACGUGUUGAACAAGCAACAGAUGUAAAAUAUAAUUUUGUUUUAGUAAAUUUUUAUGCGAAUGGACAAGAUUCAAUUUCAUAUCAUAGUGAUGAUGAACAUUGGUUAGGUGAUCAACCAUGUAUUGCAUCGUUAUCAUUAGGAGCUGAACGAGAUUUUUAUAUGAAAAAUAAAACAAAUGAUAAUUUAAAACAAAAUUUUGUUCUUAGUUCAGGUGAUUUAAUUGUUAUGCGUGGAAAAACACAACAUGCAUGGUUUCAUGCAGUACCAAAACGAAUAUCACAAUUAUCUGGAAGAAUUAAUAUAACUUUUCGUCGAGCCUAUGUACCUGAAGGUACAAAUAAUUAUUAUAGAUAUAAUGUUGGUGAUGGUCCGAUUUAUCGAUAUAUCAAUGGAAAAAUGAUUAAAUACGAUAGCGAUUGA
This is a messenger RNA of Adineta steineri, 861 nucleotides long. The record is from the annotation of a GenBank genome assembly. Lineage: Eukaryota; Metazoa; Rotifera; Eurotatoria; Adinetida; Adinetidae.